Euleptes europaea (tarantolino) is the source of this 2772-nucleotide messenger RNA. RefSeq names its product transforming acidic coiled-coil containing protein 1 (gene TACC1). Gene Ontology annotation, biological process: cell population proliferation; cerebral cortex development; mitotic spindle organization. Gene Ontology annotation, cellular component: cytoplasm. The coding region runs from base 1 to 2502 and encodes 833 amino acids. The record is from RefSeq and is a predicted model, not a curated record. The transcript has 14 exons. Lineage: Eukaryota; Metazoa; Chordata; Lepidosauria; Squamata; Sphaerodactylidae.
AUGGCGUUCAGCUCGUCGUGGCAGCUCCUGUCCCCCGUGCAGUGGGCCAAGUGGACGUGGUCCGCCGUGCGGGGCGGAGGGGGCCCCGAGCCCCACGCCCCGGCCGCGGGAGACGGGCCGGCGCCGGAGGAGGACGCGCAGGGCGAGACCCGCUCGCUCAGCCCCAGUUCGGAUUCGGAAGGCAAUUUCGAUACCCCCGAGGCGGAGACCCCGAUACGCUCACCAUGGAAGGAGCUCCCAGACGAGUCCUUGCAACUGUACCGGCCUGAAGUUGAGCCCCAAGCAUCUCAGGAAGGUGACGCAGCCUCGGUAGCCAAAGUUUUGGAGAAGACCCUGCGGCAGAAAGACUCAGCUUCAGCAGAGGAUGAUUUGCAGGCGGACGCUGCAGUCCCACAAGCUGACAAGCUGCUGGCAUUAGAACCCGACGUUGGCACGGGUUCAUCCAUGACUCCCUGCGCGCCCACAACGAAGCUGUCUGCAGAACAGCCUGCAGCCGUUGCAGAGGAAAGGGCUCCUCUGGAGAAGUCAGCUCUAGACUGUGCUUCAGCCAGCUCUGUGCCGUCAGUUUCCCAAGAGGAACAACGGGGGACACCCCCAGAAGACACAGAGGUCCCAGCUGAAGGGCCUGCGGGAGCCAAGCUGAGUGGGGAAGCGCUCAUUGUGAACAAGAGCAAGCUCCCAAGAGCAAAACCUCUUGCCCUCCAGAAGAAAAUGGGAGGGGAGAACGCCGAAAGCGAAACAGCCACAGAGGGCAUCCCUGUCCCCAAAGCUUCCUACCGCUUUGACCCAGAGACAUACAACGAAAACGUUAACCCGUUCGUGAUGGGAGGCUCCAAGCUCCAAAACUCUCCCCCUGCAUCUCAGCAAGGCUUUGUCCUUCCAAAGGGUGAUGUAAAGGAGUCCAAUUUGGGGGCAGUCAGUGAGUUGGAGGGCCAGGCUGUGAGACUAGAAUUUGAUUUUGCGGAAGGAGAAGAGAGCACAGAGACCAAGAAAGCCCCGCCAAGGAAAACCGGCCGAAAGCCAGCCAGCAAAUUAUCUCCUAAAAGGCAAAGAGGCAGUGCCACCCGACCUGUGGCAGGCGCUGAGCAGGUGGCAAAAGCACCUGCUGCCGAUGCACUUGAGGUACCGCUUCCUAAGGUCACCCACCAGGUGGACAGCAGCCAAUGGGAUGACCCUAACUUCAAUCCCUUUGCAGGCAGCUCAGCUUUACAGAGCUCCCCUACAUUGCAAAAGGGUUCAUAUAAUUUCGAGACAGCGGACCCUUUCAAGCCCUCGGCUGGUGCCGGAGCUGACUCCUGCCCCACUGCAGAGAACAGCCUCAAUGAGAUUUUGGAGUCCCAGGUGCUGGAGAUCCAGGGAGGUGAACUGAAGAAAGGCUCCGCUUCACCAAAGGCCAAAUCACGGUUGAUAACGACUACUGAGCAAGUGAGAUUUCUCUGUUUUCUGUUGAGCGGCUGCAAGGUGAAGAAAUAUGAAACGCAGUCUCUGGUUCUAGAUGUUUGCACUAAGGAUGAAGAAGAUGGAGCGCUCCUAUCCCAUAUCCCAGACCUUACUAGGCUGGAUGGACGUGCCACAGAUGAAGAGAAACUGGCUUCUACGUCCUCUGGUCAGAAGCCAGCUGAGUCAGAGGUGAAAGGUGAGCCCGAGGAAGACCUGGAGUACUUUGAGUGUUCCAAUGUUCCUGUGUCUGCCAUAAAUCAUACGUUUUCAUCCUCAGGAGAAGGUUUUAGUAAGGAGCCAUCCUGUAAUCUGACAGAGAACAGUGGUCCCAGCAAUAUAUUGGACAAUUCUGAGCUGUGUUCUGCUGAGAAGUCCUCUGGAGUUACAGCGCCUGGCAUGAGGGGGGGUGCUGAAAGCCCCCUGGACGCCAUUUGCCUCAAUGAAUCGGAUAAGAUGGCAGUCCUGACUCUGAUCAGAGAGGAGAUCAUCUCUAAAGAGAUUGAAGCAAAUGAAUGGAAGCGAAAGUAUGAAGGAAGCCGGCAAGAGGUUUUGGAAAUGAGGAAGAUAGUGGCUGAAUACGAGAAGACCAUCGCCCAGAUGAUAGAAGAUGAACAGAGGACAAACAUGGCAUCCCAGAAGAGUCUCCAGCAGCUCACAAUGGAGAAGGAACAGGCGUUGUCUGACCUGAAUUCAGUGGAGAGGUCCCUGUCCGACCUGUUCAGGAGAUACGAGAACCUAAAGGGUGUCUUGGAAGGUUUCAAGAAGAAUGAAGAAGCCUUGAAAAAAUGUGCUCAGGACUACCUAUCUCGGGUCAAACAGGAGGAGCAGCGGUACCAGGCCUUGAAAAUCCAUGCAGAAGAGAAGUUAGACAAAGCCAAUGAAGAAAUUGCUCAGGUGCGUGCCAAGGCUAAUGGUGAGAGUGCAGCUCUUCAUGCUGGGCUCCGAAAAGAACAAAUGAAGGUGGAUUCCCUGGAGAGAGCCCUGCAGCAAAAGAACCAGGAAAUUGAAGAGCUGACCAAGAUCUGUGAUGAGCUGAUUGCCAAGCUAGGAAAGACGGACUGAUCCAUACGCUGUUGUCUAAAGCCCCAUGCUUGACUGCUUCCUGUUUGUCUGUCUGCAUCUUCAAGCAAGCACCUUGUCUUAUUUCCCAGAAAUAAUCUCCCCCUGCAGCAGAGAGAAAAGCACACGUAAACCUAGCUUCCAAACUGAGCAGUUGCCAUCUACAAGAUCCAGAGGCCCUGGCCUAUAUUCACUUCCAGCAUUUUGCUGGCCCAGACCCCCCUGGCUAAAUUUCUGCUGCUAACUUUUAGCUGGCAGCCCUGAUUCCUUGUA